Messenger RNA from Seminavis robusta, 2249 nucleotides. The record is from the annotation of a GenBank genome assembly. Lineage: Eukaryota; Bacillariophyta; Bacillariophyceae; Naviculales; Naviculaceae.
ACAAGUGAUUGAAUUCUCGUUUUCUUGCUGACGGCUGGCUGUCUACCGUAUCCAGCCAGAAGAAGUGAUCCAUCAACUAUCAAGAUGCCGGUUGCCUUUGUCGAACCUCCCCCAACGAAUCACCAUGGCGUGUCUUUCGACGUGGAAGAGGAUGGUUCUCCAACGAAGCUGUCCGAAGAAAAGCGUUUGGAACGCAUGAUGAAUGCUCAUCAAACGUUAGUGGACAUGGUACACGAGCGCAACGAAAAAGGCAUCAUCCCCUUUGCCAAGGAUUGUCAGGCCCGAUUGGAAGCUCUGGGAGGAUGGCAAAGUCACGGAAUUCAUAUGACAGAUUCUCCACCUCCCGUCGUCCAGGAUACAUUUCUCUUGCCCCACAGCAAGAGCCAAUUCCCCGUGACGGUGCUCGACGGUGUCUUGUCCCAGGAAGUCUGUCGGUCCUUUAUUGACGUGCACGAAAAAGUGGGCUUUGCCAAACCUCCUUCGCUACUCGUGUCGUUGGUGGAACAAUUGGAGGGACAACAAGACGCGGAAUAUCUGAAAAAAUAUGCCUACGAGCAAGCCAAGAACACGUCGGAACUGGUGCAAAUCGAAUCCAACGAAUUUGCCGCCUAUUUGUGGGCACACAUUCAAGACCAUCUACCCGAUCAACAAGCCUCGUUCGGACAAUUCACGACGGGCAUGUACCAAAAAUGUGGCAUUAUUCCCGUCUUUCGAUUCAUGCGCUAUGAGCAGGACCAAGGAUUCAAACCGCACACGGACCCACAACGAAUUUUUACAAAGUGCCCACCACUGCACCACAAUUCCACUACGGCAACAACAACCGAGGGAGAACCAGGAAUUUACCAAUCACUCUUCACCAUUGCCUUGUACCUGAAUGACCCUGCCACUGAUUUUGAGGGAGGCAAGCUCAACUUUGUCAAGCUACACGUCGAUUCCGACGGGACCAAGCGCUACCAGUCACUGGCGACCGUGGACCCGGCAGUGGGUCGUUGUGUCCUCUUUAGUCACGAAGAAUUGCACGAAGGAGGCGGCGUGCAAGCUGGAACCAAGUACAUGUGUCAAUGCGAUGUCCUAUACAAGCGUGUAGGGGAUCUGCCCUAGCUGCCUAAAUGGCAGCGGCUGUGGAGGUGGCCGAUAAGACUAACAAGCAACGGCAGUAAUGAAGUAGUACUUGAACCUGAGUAGAAGUUUUCCUGCUGGCCCAAAGUAUGGAAAUGUUCCGUCAUCCUUUGAAUCGUUUCAUUUCUCUGUUGUUGUUCAACAUCUACCUUUUGGGGGUUCACUCCAUGGGCCCCGUGUCGCGAAGCGGCUCCGUCAGCAAUCUAGGAUGAAACGAUGUUGUUGUGUUUCACUGUACCGUUCUAUUUUCAUGGUUUGUUCUUAUGUUCCCACAAUGUAAAAAGUCUGUCACUUUGAGGCCACCUGGCCUUACCGUACGCAGCUGCGACACCUGCCUGGAAAGAGCUCUGGAAGUCGAAUUGUUGCCCAACACAUACAUGUACAUCAUGCGCGCUCUUUCGUCCUUUGAGUUUCAAAAUCUACCCGGUAGGACCAUUUCAGGGUUGCCUCAGAUGCAGACAGCCUUGCAGACUUCGACAUUUGCGGUGGGGAGAACCGCUGAAGGGAGAAGCCCUGAGUGGUGUGCCUUGGUUUUGCAGGUUCCACAGACCGCCCCGGACCCAUCUCUCAUUGAUGAACAUAGGCUUGGGAGCUUGCUGCCGCUUCUUAUUGGUAGGUGCUCAGAGCAUGGAUUUGCCAGAAUUAUAGACUUCUAUUUCAAAAGGCCGUACGAGGCUACUCUGAGUACGACUUGUCCACCGUGCCGCUACCCUAAACUGAUAACCCCCAAAAACAUUGGGGCGGAGAGAUUUGCCCCCCUCAGCUGGGAGAGUUUGAACCCAACCAAGGCAAGAUAUGAAGGGACAGGUCACCAAUUGGACCCUCCCGUGCAGCUGCCAUCGACGGCACUGCUACUAACUGCACUACUGCUAUUUGUGUCCACACUGGUGUCUUCCAAAUUGAGCUCAGACCAAAAGCCUGAUCCAAAGUUGCUCAAACCAUGGAUUUGCCAUGUCCGCGCGUGCGUGCAUUGGGAGGGGUGGUACAGUCAGCCCUCGCUCUUAUUUAUAAUCUCUUAUUUAUUCCCUCUAUUAUAUUUAUUAAAUCUCGAGAUCCCCCCCCAGUCAUGAGUGACCGUGACUGCAGUCAUGAGUGACCGUGACUGCAGCAACAAAUCUUUCGAGCAGCCC